Messenger RNA from Neltuma alba, 847 nucleotides. RefSeq names its product protein kish. The record is from RefSeq and is a predicted model, not a curated record. Lineage: Eukaryota; Viridiplantae; Streptophyta; Magnoliopsida; Fabales; Fabaceae. Bases 247 to 459 code for a protein of 70 amino acids. The transcript is spliced from 5 exons.
GCGAACCAGUACUGGAAGUUCCGGCAUUUCUCGUUCCUUCGGUUCCCCGCCAAGCAUCUCCGGUCUAGGGACACCGGCUACGAGCAGCCUACGGCACACCCACUAGAUCGACGGACCCUGCGGCACAACGGCGGAGUUCAGGCGGCAGCUCCUUCGUCCUCCAUCAGUUGAGUUUCUGAUCCAGUGGGAGACAAUAGGCGGUAUUGAAGGAAGCAUCAGAUCAAUUUUAAAUCCACCUUCUCAGGCAUGUCAGCUCUUUUUAAUUUCCACUCCUUUCUGACGGUGGUACUGUUGGUGAUUUGUACGUGCACGUUUCUAAAGAUGCAGUUUCCCACCAUACUUGAACAGAAAACUGGGUUUCGGGGAUUCUUUUGGAAGGCGGCUAGAAUAGGUGAACGUUUGAGCCCUUGGGUGGCAGCAGGAUGUUUUACAAUGGGCGUGUCUAUCCUAUUCUUCUGAAAGGGGUUUAGCUUGCAAAAGUUAUAGCAAAUCUAUUACUUCAUCCAUUGACUAGUGUGAUUUAUUGAACCCUGUCGAUCCCAAAUCCCACUUAUAUAAUGAGGAUUAUGGAUCUCUGAGUUGAAUGGUUGAAGCUUGUUAUUGCGUUUUUUAUGUAGUAUUGCAGCGCAACCUGGUAGGUAGUUUCUGCAUAUAUUCAACGUUCAUUUCCCUCCUGAGCGGAGGAACGUGUCCGUUAUGAUCAUUAACUUGAGUAUUGAUAAAGUUCAUUGAUGAUUGUAUGCUUCUUGUGAUCUUUCCUCUUGGUAGGUGUAAGAGGCCAAUUGGCUAUCAUAAGUUGGAUUCUUCUUCAUCAUUUUAAUCCUAACAUUUGAUGAUGUUUAUAACA